UCCUCUGCUAUAGAGACAAUCUGCAGCCCUUUAAAGGUUCUUUAAACUUCCUUCUCCAAGGAAAAAUGGCUGUGCCUAUAAACCCAAUGGAUGAGCCCAGGGUGUACCAGCAGACUCUGCUCCAGGACGGUCUGUGUGAUCUGUUGGAGAAUGACAAGCUGGUUGACUGUGUGCUGAAGAUCAAAGACAAGGAGUUCCCCUGCCACCGUCUGGUGCUGUGUGCCUGCAGCUCAUAUUUUCGCUCUAUCUUUCUGUCUGAUCUGGAGGAGAGCAAAAAGAGAGAAAUUGUCCUGGAGGAUGUGGAGCCUGGUGUGAUGGGGCUGGUACUAAAGUACCUGUACACCUCCAAAAUCAAUGUGACAGAGCAGAAUGUCCAGGAUAUUUUUGCUGUUGCUAACAUGUACCAGAUUCCCUCAAUUUUCACCGUUUGUGUGUCUUUUCUGCAAAAGCGCCUGAGCCUCAGCAACUGCCUGGCUAUCUUCAGGCUCGGUUUGAUGCUAGACUGCCCCAGGUUGGCUGUCUCUGCCCGAAACUACGCCUGUGAGCGCUUCCAGUUUAUCUCCAAAGAUGAGGACUUUCUUCAGCUUCUUCCUAAUGAGUUGGCAGCCAUUUUAACAAAUGACAGUCUGAAUGUAGAGGCAGAGGAGACAGUGUUUGAGGCUUUGAUGAAUUGGGUUUCCCGGGACACUGAGAACAGAGAGAAAGAACUUCCAGGUUUGUUGGACUGUGUUCGUUUGCGUCUUGUCACUGAUGAUUAUCUGAAGGAAAAAGUGGAGAAACACAAAUUGAUUUCAUCCAAUCCUGAGCUCCAGCAGAAACUCCAGCUGGUCAAGGAUGCGCGUGCUGGCAAAAUGCCCGAGGUUAGAAAAGGCAAAACCAAGAAGGACGAUGGUGGAGCUGAAAAAGACGGAGAAAAUGAAAACAAUGAGGAAGAAGAAAGUCUUCUCCCAAGCAUUCUCAAUGAUAAUCUGAGAUUUGGGAUGUUUGUCAGAGACGUAAUACUGAUGGUGAGUGAUACAGGUGCCGUGGCCUACGACCCUUCAGGGAAUGACUGCUUUGUAGCCUCACUCUCCACACAGAUACCCAAGAACCAUGCCAGUUUGGUCACUAAGGAGAACCAGGUCUUUGUGGCUGGAGGAUUAUUCUUUGAUGAACAGAACAAGGAUGAGCCACUGUGCUCUUACUUCCUACAGUAUGACCCCGUCAGUGCCGACUGGCUUGGGAUGCCUCCCCUCCCGUCUCCCCGCUUCUUGUUUGGUCUGGCCGAGGCCGAAAACUCCAUCUUCGUGUUGGGGGGAAAGGAGCUGAAAGAGCAGGAGUGCACCCUGGAUUCAGUUUUGGUCUAUGACAGACAAUCCUUUAAAUGGGGUGAGUCAGAGUCUGUUCCUUACCCUGUCUAUGGACACGCAACAGUAUCGCACAAUGAUGUUGUGUAUGUGAUCGGAGGAAAAGGAGAAAACAAGAGCUGUCUGAAGAAGAUGUUUGCAUAUGAUGCCAAGAGAUUUGAUUGGAAGGAGCUUGCUCCCAUGCAGACUGCACGCUCCUUAUUCGGAGCUGCUGUUCAUAACGGUAAAAUAUACGUGGCAGCAGGAGUGACUGACAACGGCCUGACAGACUCCAUUGAGGUGUACGACAUUGCAACCAACAAGUGGUCAGACUUUCUGCCGUUUCCUCAUGAGCGUAGCUCUCUGAAUCUUGUAUCCUUGGCUGGAUCCCUCUAUGGCGUCGGAGGUUUUGCCAUGAUGCCUUUAGAGGACAGCGACGAGUUCGUUCCCAAAGAGAUGAAUGAUAUUUGGAGGUACAAUGAAGCAGAGAGACAGUGGAAUGGGAUCCUCAAAGAGAUCCAAUAUGCAUCAGGGGCCACAAUUUUGGGGGUCCGUUUGAACACCCUACGUCUCACCAAGAUGUGAUGCUGCUUCCAGUUCCCGUUUGUCAAUGGAAAUCUGUCUGAAUUAACCGCAGCACAGUACUGUUUUAUAGGACUUUUAAGACAGAUUUAUAAUCACAAAUAUCAAGCUUCAUCCUUUUAUAUUUAUUUUACGCAGUGCUGUAACUUUUGUAAUGCUUACUAUCGACAGUUUUCUUUUGUGAUGAAAUUUUUAUAAAGAUGUUGUGAAACCUAACCAUUUGUCAACCAACAGUUUUGCACUGAAAUAAAUCAAUAAAAAUUCUGAAAAGCGAUAAAA
Molecule: messenger RNA, 2186 nt
Organism: Melanotaenia boesemani (Boeseman's rainbowfish)
Lineage: Eukaryota; Metazoa; Chordata; Actinopteri; Atheriniformes; Melanotaeniidae
Gene: klhl40b
Product: kelch-like family member 40b
Exons: 6
Coding region: 66-1910 (614 amino acids)
Molecular function (GO): protein binding
Source: RefSeq, a predicted model, not a curated record